AUGAGGCAAGAAAUUAAGCAAAUGGAAAAUAAAUAUGGAUUUCCACAAGCGUUUGGUUGUGUGGAUGGUACACAUAUCCCCAUUACACAGCCCUCAGAAAAUCCUCACGACUAUUUCAGCUACAAAAUGAAAUACACAUUAAAUGUACAAGCUGUAUGCAACUGGAGAGGCUUAUUCCUCAAUGCCGAUUCUCGCUGGCCAGGCAGCGUCCAUGAUAGGCGUGUAUUUGAAAACUCAAAAAUAACUACCCUCCUUAAAGAACAGAGACUGCUAAUGGUUUACCAAGAAAAUUUUAUUGGUUAUGACAAGAUCCCUACCAUAUUUCUAGGUGACCCAGCGUACCCUUUACUACCAUUCUGCAUGAAGGAGUACCCCAGUCCACAAUCGAACGAGGAG
Paramuricea clavata is the source of this 396-nucleotide messenger RNA. Lineage: Eukaryota; Metazoa; Cnidaria; Anthozoa; Malacalcyonacea; Plexauridae. The record is from the annotation of a GenBank genome assembly.